This is a messenger RNA of Lepisosteus oculatus (spotted gar), 3555 nucleotides long. It is a transcript of the gene pcdh8.1, whose product is annotated as protocadherin 8. Gene Ontology annotation, biological process: homophilic cell-cell adhesion. Gene Ontology annotation, molecular function: calcium ion binding. Gene Ontology annotation, cellular component: plasma membrane. The record is from RefSeq and is a predicted model, not a curated record. NCBI's taxonomy places the organism in Eukaryota, Metazoa, Chordata, Actinopteri, Semionotiformes, Lepisosteidae.
CCGAAGACAGCGGUGAAGGGCUCGCAUGGCAGUGACAGCUUGAGAUUAGAGUCAUUGUCCAGUGACGAGGGGAUUUAAACAUUAUUAAAUCGCGUUUUUUUUUCCUGUAACAGAGAUGAGUCACAGAAAGUUAAACCUACGAGGGUCCUCCAUUGUCCUCCUUGCUUUGCUGUGUAUUGCGCAAAGCAAAACCGUGAAAUAUUUUACUUAUGAAGAAGACGCUCCAGGGACAGAGAUUGGCAACCUGUCUCGGGAUUUGAAGAUCGAUCCAGCGGAGGACCCCCAGACGAGCUUUCGCUUCAUGCAGAAAGCCGGCUCCUCGUUCAUUCGAAUGAGAGAGAUUGACGGGCUCUUAACCACUGGAGAGAGGAUCGACAGGGAGAAGCUCUGCGGUCAGUCCCCACGGUGUCUCAUAACCUUCGACAUCAUCUCUUUUUCCAAGGAAAAGUUUCAGCUCAUUCACGUGGAGAUUGAGGUGAAAGACAUCAAUGACAACUCGCCGCAAUUCCCGCACAACGAAACGUACAUUGACAUUUCGGAGAGCGCCGCAGUGGGGACGAGAUUUCCACUGGACAUAGCGGUCGACCAGGAUGUGGGUCCGAAUUACAUUCAGAGCUAUCAUAUCACAUUCAACAGUCACUUUGGCAUUGAGGUGCAUAGCAGGGAGGACGGAGUUAAAUUUGCGGAGCUUGUGCUGCUGAAAGAGCUGGACAGGGAAACAGAAGACUCCUACACCCUCAAGGUGUCGGCUGUGGAUGGAGGGAAUCCGCCAGUUUCAGGGUUAGUGACUGUUCAGAUCAAAGUGCUUGAUUUCAAUGACAACAGUCCUGUCUUCGAGCACAGUAAACUCAAAGUAGAACUGUAUGAGGAUGCGCCCGUGGGUUACCUUCUGUUAAAGCUGAACGCCUUUGAUCCCGACGAAGGUAAAAACGGGGAAGUUGUCUAUGGGUUCGUAGAGGAAUUAUCUUAUGAGAUCAAACAGGUUUUUCAAAUAGACCCCGCUUCUGGACACAUCACACUAAGAGAACAAGUUGAUUACGAGAAGAAGAAAACGUAUGAGCUUAAUAUCCAGGCUUACGAUCUAGGGCUUAAUUCUGUCCCUUCUACCUGCAAGGUUAUUGUGGAAGUUGUAGAUGUAAACGACAACGCACCUGAGAUACGUAUCAAACCGAUGACUUCCAUGAACGACGGGAUCGCGUACAUAACGGAAGCCGCUGCUGAGGACAGUUUUGUUGCGCUGGUCAGCACCUCUGACAGGGAUUCCGGUGCUAACGGGUACGUGCAGUGCAGCUUGCAAGGUCACUGGCACUUCCGACUGCAGCAGGCCUACGGCGACACCUUCAUGAUCGUGACGACCGCGGCUUUAGAUCGAGAGAAGACAGCAGAAUACAACCUGACCGUGAUAGCCGAAGAUCUGGGGUCUCCUCCGUUCAAAACCAUAAAGCAGUACACUAUAAGAGUAGGUGAUGAAAAUGACAACGCUCCCCUUUUCGGCAAACCUGUGUAUGAAGUUUCGGUGAAGGAGAACAACGCCCCGGGUUCAUACAUAACAACUGUAGUGGCCCGCGAUCUUGAUUUGGGACACAAUGGCCAAGUCACUUACAAACUCAUUGAUGGAGAUGUAUUGCUGGGAUCUCCCUUAUCUACGUUUGUUUCUCUUGACCCGGUAUCGGGCGCCUUGUAUGCUGUAAGGUCUUUUAACUACGAAUUAAUUAAGCAAAUUGAAGUGACAAUUCAAGCUAGCGAUGGUGGGUUUCCACAACUAACAAAUACGGCGUUAAUCAGAGUUAAAAUAGAGGACCAAAAUGACAAUGCACCUCUUAUUGUUCAUCCCAUUUUGCAAAACAGCUCUGCAGACGUGCCAAUACCGUAUAAUGCUCCGUCUAGCUACCUUGCUGUCCAAAUCAAGGCAAGAGAUUCGGAUGAAGGUGUUAACGGUGAGGUGUCUUACAGAAUUUUAGAAGAUCCGCAAAUGCUGUUUUCUAUCAAUAAGCAAACAGGUGAAAUUUAUUUAAAAAACGCUCUAACAUUUGUUUGUGGAGACAUGCUCAAAGUAAAGAUUGCAGUAAACGACAACGGACGACCCUCUUUGUCAUCCACUGCUACAGUACGCUUCUUUGUUACAGAAAUGCCUCUUUCAAAUGAUCAAGUAGUGCUUAUGCUGCCCUCAAGUGUUGACACACAUUCUGAGAUGGACGUCUCACUCAUCGUUAUAAUCAUGCUAGGCGGCGGUUGUGCUGUAUUGCUGAUCGCUAUUAUAAGUGUCGCCGUUUCUUGCAAAAUUAACAGUAGAGGAAGAAAUUAUGCAGCCAAAAAGGACUCUAGCCACAGAAUAUUUGAAAGAAACCCACUCUCAAUGCAUAGUCCACAUGGCUCAUCUAUAUUCAUUGGAUCACGAGUUAUCGCCAGCGAUCAAGUUGCAUCCUCACGGGACGGGGAUGUCUCAAGCUGCCUGUACGAGGAGGGAAGCGAGGAUUCGGAAACUAGGGUUUUCCUACCCAACCGUACCUUCAGUCCAAAACAUUUCGAGCCCACCACCCUAUGGCAUGAUGAAAAGUUCAGUUUACAACUGAGUGGUAUUGGGAACACAGAUCAGCUGAGCGUAAAGGACAGCGGUAAAGGUGACAGCGACUUCAAUGACAGUGAUUCAGACAUCAGCGGAGAAGGAUCGAAGAAAUUCCCCAGCACCUUUAAUCCGCGGCCCAAUGGUACAACUCAACCUCCGAUCAGCAGAAGUGCGGAUUCUGGAGAGAGAUACUGUGUGAUCCCGACUCACGCAAACCUAUCUUGUAGGAAUGGGUACACAAUUUCAUUUUCUCAAGCACCCGCAUACAAUCAGCAGCCUUACCCCAGUUCCUGGAGAGACUCGUGCUAUCGUACAAACAUCCCCAAAACGAAAGGCUUGUUGCAGGCUAUCCCCAGGACAGGAACGCUUCCCGCUCAGUUCUGUCACCAUGGAGCAGUCACCCGCACAGCCGACAUCGAGAAAGUGAACGAUUGCCUUUCCGCACCGACACCUUUGUCUGAGGUUGCGACUUCAUUUUAAGUAAGUGACGUUUUGGCUGCAGAAGAAAACCCCAACAACCUGACCUGAAAGUGAAAAACGGAAGCCAAACACUUUUCAGAACUAAGGACAAAGUAAUAGGAAACGAAACCACAUAUUGCACCCUAAAUCAGAAGUGUUUAACUUUUGUUUUUUCUUUGUUUCUCCCUUCAAAAAGUUUUUGAAGGAGGAGGAGGCACAGUGUUAAAAUGACUGGAUGUUAGGGGGAAUCCGACUGAAAAGGCCCGCUUUUUAUAAUAUAUACUGAGUCGGUCUUUCACUGUUAGAAAAGUGUUUGCGUGUACCUCACAAUCUCAAGCACUUCUCUGAAUCAUGUAAGUAGGCAGGUAAAAGUAAUAUACUCUUGGAGGCUGUCCCUGAACUAUGUGUUUCCUCUGUCUUGAGACUGUAUAUAAGUGUACAAUAUAGAGUCCUAACCGGUAUUUAUAACGUUUGACGUUGAAAAUGUUUGUUUCACCGGCGAAUUACGCUAUGCAAAACAGUAUGUAAAU